AUGAUGAUGGUGAAAAUGAAAGGCUUUUGGUUUGGAAUUGGGGUAGGAAUCUUCUCGGCUAUUGUUGUUUUCGUUAUUGGGCUUAAAGGAGCUAUGCAGAGCUCAACGAUCUUCUUCUCUGGUGGUGUUGUUCCUCCUCCUUCUCUACGUGUCAAGUCGGUUCUCACUCCAGCCACCGAUCGUAGUUCCAUGGCGACAUCGUCUAAUGGGCCUAAGUGGGCUCAGAAAACCAUCACGCUUCCACCGCAACGCCGUGGAUGUCAUCUUAUCACUCCCAAGAUUCUGAAGGAAAUUGGACAAGACUUGUCUGAUUUUAACUGUGGUCUUGCUCAUGUCUUCUUGCAACACACAAGUGCUUCUCUUACAAUAAAUGAGAACUAUGAUCCAGAUGUUCAGGCUGACACUGAGACUUUCCUCAACAGGAUUGUUCCUGAGGGGAGUUCAGCUCCUUGGAGACAUACCAUGGAAGGUCCAGAUGACAUGCCAGCUCAUAUCAAAUCAUCAAUGUUUGGAUGUCAACUCACAAUCCCAAUAACAAAAGGAAAACUUAACAUGGGAACUUGGCAGGGAAUAUGGCUAUGUGAACACCGUGAUGAUCCAACAUCACGCAAAGUUGUGGUCACACUCAAUGGAAUCUAGAGAUAUCUCUUCAUGUUUUGAAACAAUGAUCUGGAUCAAGAAAACACAUGAUCUCUCUUUAUACAAAAAGAAAAAGAAUGUGCUCUCUGCAGAGGAAAGAGCAUCAUAUAAAGGUUCUUUGAGACAAGGAAUAUAAAGAUAGAACAAUGGUACAUGAUGGGAAAAUGAGUAUGAAAAAUGAAUCAACACAACCUUUUUGUCUGGGAUUUUUAUUAUUGUUUUGUUACCUCCAAGCUCCAUAUCUUCUAAAUUCAUAUAUUUUAUUCCUUCUUUGAGAAACC
This is a messenger RNA of Eruca vesicaria subsp. sativa (arugula), 920 nucleotides long. NCBI's taxonomy places the organism in Eukaryota, Viridiplantae, Streptophyta, Magnoliopsida, Brassicales, Brassicaceae. The record is from the annotation of a GenBank genome assembly.